CAAUCACUGUUGAUAACCCUCGGAUGAUUAGCAUGAAUCAUCUCACACUAAAUACCUAGGCUCUUUCUCCGUUCGUGACCAGGUGUUCAGAGCAGAGGCAGGAGCAGGCGCAUACAGUAUGGUGCCACGCCUGCUGAAGACUGGCAUCCGGAUGAUGGGAAAAACAUUGAGCUGUGGGCGUAUGGUGUGUUUAACCUUCGUGGUAACGCUCGUGUUCGCUGGACACUACAUCGCCGGCCGGUUCACCUUCAACAACGCCUUCAGAUCCGCGCCUCCUGAUUGGCUGACUCGCGAGCCCGACAGCUGCCGGCCGAGCACCAACAUCGCCUUCCUCAAGACUCACAAAUGCGCCUCGUCCGCGGUGCAGAACAUCCUCUUCCGCUAUGGCUACACCCACGGCCUGCACUUCGCCCUCCCUGAGACAGGCAACUACAUUGGAGGGAAAGUGACCUUCAAUGCGGACAUGGUGCGCAACACGCCCUGGUACAAACUCGGGGUCAACAUCUUCGCCAUACACACCAAGUGGGACUACGAGCAGGUUAAAAGCGUGAUGCCCAAUGACACAGUAUACCUCUCCAUCGUCAGAGAACCCAGUGAACAGUUCGAAUCGCUUUUCACCUACACUGACUUCGAGAAGUUUUACAAGAAAUCACUGGAGGAAUUCGUACAGUCGGAAGAUGUAGAUGGCGACAGAUUUUCAAAAUAUCUGGGGUAUAAUCAAAUGGCCUGGGAUUUCGGUCUACCGAGGGAGGCCAUGAAGGACCUCGACGCAGUGCAACGAAUGGUGGAUAAGGCCGACGAGCAGUUCGGGUUGGUGAUGGUUACGGAGAGGAUGGACGAGUCACUGGUGUUGCUCAGUCACUUCCUCUGCUGGGAUUUGAGCGACGUUGUUGUGCUCAAAGUCAACGCUAGGAGUUCAACGUUCAAGACAAGCCUGAGCGCCGAGACACAAGCAACGCUCAAAAGAAAGCUUGCGCCAGACUACCUUCUGUACGAGCACUUCCUCAGGAAGUUCGACCGGCUGGUGGAGCUCUUCGGCAGAGAGAGGAUGGAUAGGGAGGUUGCCAAGUUAAGGAACCACAUGGAGGAGCUUUUGCUGGAAUGUAAUUUCCUGAAGAAGAAAUCUGCCGACAUGAUGAAUGGGCCUAAUAAACCGUGGUCUGUA
Messenger RNA from Penaeus chinensis, 1165 nucleotides. Its product is annotated as galactosylceramide sulfotransferase-like. The annotation marks the transcript as partial. Gene Ontology annotation, cellular component: membrane. Gene Ontology annotation, biological process: glycolipid biosynthetic process. Gene Ontology annotation, molecular function: galactosylceramide sulfotransferase activity. The record is from RefSeq and is a predicted model, not a curated record. Lineage: Eukaryota; Metazoa; Arthropoda; Malacostraca; Decapoda; Penaeidae. The transcript has 7 exons.